UUUUCAGGUUUUCAAUUAUCAUAUGUGGAUAUAUUAUUCAUUCAUCACAUAUAUGUAUAGUAUUCGUAUAUCUACAUCGACUGGAGUAUGUUCAAAUGCAAGCAGCCCCUUGAAAUGCUGUCUAAACUAUCGUGUCGUUGGAAACUCCUGUGUAGAAUGUUGGCCAGGAACACAUGGCGUAGAUUGUAAGUACUUCUGCCCGCCUAGUUUCUACGGCAAAUCAUGCUUAAGGAAAUGUGAUUGUGAACCAUGUGAUAAAGUCACAGGAUGCUUAAAUGCCACUGAUGAGACUGGUCCUAAGAAAGACGAAAGUCCGACGAAUUCUGCAUUAUGGCUUACAUUGUCCGUUUCGGCAUCUUGUAUCGUAACCUGUUUUAUUUUUGGUCUAAGAAUCUUCUAUAAGAAUAUACUAAGAGAACGUAUGCUGACUAUAAAACCUUCUGAUCUGGAUGAAUAUGGUUCCAAAAAUCAAAUGGCUCCAUUAGAAAAUAGUAGAUUUAGUAUAUCGAAAACGCCGAGGACAAUUGAUUUAUCUCAAACAUAUGACACAGAGACAAGCUACGGCAAAUGUCAAACUACAGUUUCAAACAACAUGACAGAAACAACCUCACGAAAUGAUUAUGGAUGUGACGACUCUAUGGAUGGAGCUUACAAAAUUCUAAAAGUUACAGUGUCCGAUAAAAAUGAACACAUGCAAAUCCCGAAUAAAACUUCAACUCCUUUGGAAAUACAAAAACAUACAAACGUACAUGAGGAUACAUCUCAGAUGGCGUCCUCAGUUUCAAACAUUGUUAAAACAAAGAACCAUGAAUCAAAACCUUCAAUCCAUCGAGAGAAAAAGAAACAUCAGAAGGAAUUAUUACGGGCACUGGAUGAAUUCAAACAGGGAAGCACUAGAGAUAGGAAAAAACUUAGGUAUAGCUUUACAAAAUCAACAGAACUGUUCUGAUAUAUACUUCACGCGUUAUUUCCUUAUUGUGAAUUGAUAUUGACAUCAAUUUUUCUGUGAAAUGACAUAUGUUAUAUGCAUAACAAUUAAUAAUAAUUUACUGUUUAUGAGAACAUCAUGGGUUUUUAAGGAUGUCCUAUGAUGCUAUUCAUAGACAUUCUAUCAGAUUGGUACGUGUAUGCGCAUAAAGUUAAUGAAUGUGUGAAAAAAAUGUUAGAUUGACUCGUGAUUCAUUUGUACAUGUAUUUUUCUCAAAGAUCAAAUUGGUGAAAAACAUGGUUAAUUAAUGUAAAUUUGUAUAAUAGUACCUAUUUUUUCAUUGGAAAACAAAUGCUUCUCUUAACACUUUUCUUCAUCUAAAUAUCACCAUUUUCAUAAAUAUGAUAACAAUUGUUUGUAAAGACACCGUUUACUGUAUUAAAAGACAUUUUGUUACGUUUAACAAACUAAGAUUUGUUUGUGCUUUUGUUGAUGAUCAUCAAAAAUAGUUUAUCAUAAAAGAACAAGUUUAUUUUGAUAUAUGAAACAACGUUUUUAUUUUCAAAUUUUGUCAAUGUAACGAUGUAUUCAUUACUGAUACAAUAAAACAAUAUAUGAACGGAUAUAGAUUUGAGCUACUAAGAAUGAGCCAUCACCACCCUUACAACAUUUAAAGAAUCAAUGAAUAGAUAAAUAACUAUAUGAUGAUAGGAAAAUGAAGCCUGAUAGUGAAAUUUUAACAGCUGGUGCAAUAAUUCCUUUGUAACAUAUAAUUCUAAAAUGUAACAAAUAACAUAUCUGAUUUCCAAACAUGAAUUAAUGGAAACAAAACAUAAACAUUAUUGUGUUGUUAAAACUUACAAUGCACCAUAUUUUUAAAAAUUCUGUGCAAAAUCAUACAAAGCAGUGACUCUCCUUAAUUUCAUAUCUAAACAAAUCAUAAAUUCUACAGAGUGAAAACUUCCUCACUUAUCCAUAGUUAUUAUAAUAGAUUGACAUAACAAGGCUCUCAAAACUCUUUGAAUGUCAUACUUUGAUAAAAGUACUUUAAGUGAUUGUAGUUAUCGUAUUGUCCGCUGUCGAUUUCAAUCAACAACUUCGUUGCUUUCACUCUGGUCACGUGUUUCCGUUGCUGACAUUUGCUCGUCAUCAUUGACAGGAAAAUUCAAGAGAAAAAGUGCGCGGAUAUUCUCCAUAUUUUCCUGUGUCGCAUCAUCUGCCUCAACAGUUUCUGAUUCUUCUCCGGACCCUACAUUUAUGGUCGGGAUCGGCAGAAGACUAGACAUAUCAGGUGUCCGAAUUACCCCUACGUUUCGUUGCGUCGUUCUCGUCCAUAGUUUGGU
Magallana angulata is the source of this 2271-nucleotide messenger RNA. RefSeq lists its product as uncharacterized. The record is from RefSeq and is a predicted model, not a curated record. Lineage: Eukaryota; Metazoa; Mollusca; Bivalvia; Ostreida; Ostreidae. The transcript has 6 exons. The coding region runs from base 23 to 949 and encodes 308 amino acids.